This is a messenger RNA of Penicillium odoratum, 1515 nucleotides long. RefSeq names its product cytochrome P450. Gene Ontology annotation, molecular function: oxidoreductase activity, acting on paired donors, with incorporation or reduction of molecular oxygen; heme binding; iron ion binding. Lineage: Eukaryota; Fungi; Ascomycota; Eurotiomycetes; Eurotiales; Aspergillaceae. The record is from RefSeq and is a predicted model, not a curated record. The coding region runs from base 1 to 1515 and encodes 504 amino acids. The transcript has 5 exons.
AUGGCAAUCUCGUCGAUAAGUGGCCUAUCUCUCACCCAGGCGGUUCUGCUGUCGCUGGGCGUGCUUCUCACGUCCAUAGUUGGGACUGCAAUUUAUCGAAUUUAUUUUCAUCCACUCUCCAAAUAUCCUGGGCCCAAACUAGCUGCUGCAACACGUUUGUGGUGGACAUGGCACCAGCUAGGUGGGAAAUUCCCGUUGACCGUGCAUGAACUCCAUCUUCAAUAUGGGGAGAUUGUCCGAAUUGCACCCACCGAGCUAUCCUUCACCGGAGCUGAGGCCUGGAAGGAGAUCUAUGGAUUCCGCACUGGUCAGCCAGAGAACCGUAAGGAUCCAGGCGAAAACACGGACGCUAAUAAAGAUCACCCAACGAUUAUCAAUGCUGAUCGCAAGACUCACGGUGAUUUGCGCAAGUUGCUAUCAAAUGCCUUUUCGGAUAAGGUGCUAAAGGGCCAGGAACCGGUACUUCUGCACUAUAUUGAUCUUCUCGUCGGUCGAUUGCACGAGGUGGCGGAGAAAGGCGAGCCUGUUGAUAUUGUGAAAUGGUUUAACUACGUUACGUUUGACAUUAUUGGACAUUUGGCGUUCUAUGAGCCCUUUGACUGUCUCAAAAAUACCGAGUACCACCCGUGGAUGUCCAUGAUUUUCAAUGCUAUCAUGUAUGUACACUGGAUCCGGACCAUCCAACGUUUUAUCGACGUGCGUUCCAUAAUUCUGGCCAUCAUGCCAAAACGCAUCGUCGAGAGGCGCAAAUGGCACAUCGGCCUUGUCGAAGAAAAAGUGAAGCGUCGCAAAACGCAGAACCCUGAUUACAUAGACUUUAUGAGCCACUUAAUCCAAGCCGAGGAGAAGGGCCACCUAACGAUGCCCGACCUCGUGGCCAAUGCCAACCUCAUGGUUAUCGCUGGUAGCGAGACCACGGCAACAAUUCUAUCCGGCACAAUUUAUUAUCUAUGCACAAACCCUCAUGUGAUGGAGAAGUUGUUCGAGGAAGUCCGCACCUCGUUUACUGCAAGCGAUGAGAUUAACAUUGCGCGAAUCAGUAAGCUGAAAUACAUCAACGCGGUCAUUGAUGAAUCCUUUCGUCUCUAUCCGCCCGCCGCAGGAAGUCACCCUCGUAUUACGCCGCCCGAGGGGGCUUAUGUUAUGGGCCAAUGGCUGCCGGGCAAUACAGCAAUGGGCAUGGCGCAAUACGCCGUCUUCCGCUCUCCUGCCAACUUCAAAGAUCCCGAGCUCUAUCUCCCUGAGCGGUGGUUGGAUGAUGAAGGGCCCUAUGCCCAGGAUAAGCGUGAAGCUCUCCAGCCCUUUUCCUUUGGGCCCCGCAAUUGUAUUGGAAGAAAUCUUGCUAAUAUUGAGCUGAGAUUGAUCCUCGCGAAGAUGCUCUGGCAUUUUAAUAUAGAGCUGGAACCCGAGUGUCGCAACUGGCCUAAGGAUCAAUACAUCUACACGACUUGGGAAAAAGUGCCUCUGAAAGUCCGGAUUACGGCACGGAGUGACAUUGGCAAGCGGGAAGUUUAA